UCCGGUCGCGGUGCCAUGGCAGCGCAAGGGGUCUCCAAAGCGCAGUACCUGCAGCGCUACCUCAGCGGCCCUCCCGCCGCACAGCCCCGCCGCCGCCGCAAGAAGAAGCUCCCGAGCGGCUCCGGCAGAGCCGGGAUGCGGAUCGUGGAUGACGACGUGGGCUGGAGCAGCAUCGCCGCUGUGCCCGAGAAGGAAGAGGAGGAGGACGAAGGCGACAUGCCCGUGGUGGCGGAGUUUAUUGAUGAGCGUCCGGAUGAGGUGAAGCUCAUGGAGGAGUUCCGAACAAACAGUAAAUGGAAGCUUUUAGGAGACCGGGAUGAAGACUCACAAAGCUCGGAUGUUUCGGUACCUGCCAAAGCUACCACAAGGCAGCAGCGCCAUGACUCCCCAGACAACUCGCCGCCAAGGCGAGUGCGGCACGACUCGCCAGAUUUGUCCCCUCCCAGACAAGAAAGAAAUAACUCCCCCAGCCUCUUACCUCGCAAGGAACGACAGCAUGGCUCCCCAGACCUGUCACCUCCCAGGAGGAAACGCCACGACUCCCCAGACCUCUCUCCUCCCAGGAGGAAACGCCACGACUCCCCAGACCUCUCUCCUCCCAGGAGGAAACGCCACGACUCCCCAGACCUCUCUCCUCCCAGGAGGAAACGCCACGACUCUCCAGACCUCUCUCCUCCCAGGAGGAAACGCCACGACUCCCCAGACCUCUCUCCUCCCAGGAGGAAACGCCACGACUCUCCAGACCUGUCUCCUCCCAGGAGGAAACGCCACGACUCCCCGGACCUCUCUCCUCCCAGGAGGCAACGCCACGACUCUCCAGACCUCUCUCCUCCCAGGAGGAAACGCCACGACUCUCCAGACCUGUCUCCUCCCAGGAGGCAACGUCACGACUCUCCAGACCCUUCCCCACCAAGGAAAAAGCGCCACGACUCCCCAGAUCUCUCUCCUGUAAGAAUCAGUUCAGCAAUGGGAAAAAAAGGCUGUAAAAUGACAGAUAAGUCACUGUUGGGGGAGAUCCAAGGAGAGCAGCUUAAUUGCAGGCACAGCUCCUCUGACAAGUCCUUGUCACAGCAGGAGCAGCAGACUACUCCAGAUCUGUCCCUCCAGCGGAAGAAGAGAUAUGAUUCUGACCCAGAUUCAUCACCAUCUCUGAGAAAGAGGGCUAGGUCACCUGGUCAUAAAAAGCCGAGUAGAACGAAAGAUGCUUCCCCAGUAAAAAAGCUCCGUCGUGACUCUGAUUCUCCACCACCACGAAGGGGUACCCAAAAUGCCUCUGAGGCAGACCUUUCUCCCCAGGGGAAGAAUCACAGGGCUCUGCCUUCUGGAAAGGGUCAGCAUGGUUCAAAGAGUCCCCCUGAUCUCUCACGUCAUCACUACCCUGAUGAUAAGGGAUCUCCCAAGAAGGGCAACAUGAUGUCUGGGGUGAGAGCAGGCUUGGUAUCAGCUGACGUGCUGCGGAGAGAGCAGCAGGAGCUCAGGAAGCAGGAGAGAAGUAGCAAGCACUUGGAAGAGGAAUCGCGACACACAGAAACCAUCUUCCGCGACAAGUCAGGCCGCAAGAGGGACCUUGUGCAGGAACGGCUUGAGCAGCAGCAGAAAGAUGAAGCCAAGUCUGAACGAGAUGAACAAUAUGCCAGAUGGGGAAGGGGGCUAGCACAGGGGAGGCAACAGCAGCAGAAUGUGGAAGAUGCCAUAAAAGAGAUGCAAAAACCUCUGGCCCGUUAUAUCGAUGAUGAGGAUCUGGAUCGGAUGCUGAGAGAACAAGAGAGAGAAGGAGACCCAAUGGCUGAGUUCAUCAAAAAAAGGAAAGCCAAAGAGAGCAAGGAAAAGAAAGAAAAACCGAGGUACAGUGGACCAGCCCCUCCUCUCAACAGAUUUAAUAUAUGGCCUGGGCAUCGCUGGGAUGGUGUGGACAGGUCCAAUGGAUUUGAGCAGCAGUUCUUUGCCAGGAUGGCCAACAAGAAGGCUGUUCAGGAGCUUGCAUACAAGUGGAGCAUUGAGGACAUGUAGACAGGAGAAAUAACCAUGCAAAACAGCACGCCUGUUUUGAGAUCUGCCUGCUACCACUGCCAGAGCCUGCAGUAAUGGCUCCUCUGCCUGGACCAAGUGCUGUCCUUGGCAUUCAGUAUCCUGAUGGACUGUCUUCAUGGAAGCAAGGCUCUGUUUAGAGGGGAACUGCUGGAAGAGGAUUUUUCUGCCAGCCAGAAAGGACCAGUGAGAAAAAUGGCAGUGACUGCUGCCCACAGGAAUACUUCUGCUCCCCGGUGUUCCCUCAUGAGGUGCUGCAAACACUGACGUGUGUUCCACUUGUUUCUCUUGUAAUAAACUGUAGAAACUGUGUUGAAUUUUUCUAUGCCAAAUGUGUUGUCCUCUGAAGGCAGUUUACAAAUCUUCGGAUUUCCCAAAUCUCAGGUUUCUUUUCAUGAUGGAAGUAUGCUGGAAUCGAAGUCAUGGAGAGUUACCCCAUCUGAUGGGUUGGCCUAUUGCAGCACACAGUCGUAGUUUCAGGUAUGGCUGAGUUCUUCCGGAGUGCGUUUUUUGCUCUGAAACAACUCAAUACUGUGAGCUGAUUUACCUCUGGGCUCAUGUCAGAUCUGCCCCAUAUCAUCCAUGUCCUCGCUAGUGAUCCCAGAGGGAUUCUGUUCAGUGUUGUGUAACUCUUAAGCCUUCUAGUUCUUGGAGUCUUUGGCUUGCAGCAAAGUUAGUGCAGCAGAGCUUCUCGUGCCCGUUGUCAGAGCUGUGCCAGGUGGGUCAGUAUGUGACAAGGAGCUGCCUGCUGUAUAUUGCUCUGGUUCUCUCCUAGAAAAGGCUGAAAGAGCAACAAGCAAUGUUAUUUUUGACAGCAAAAUCUUCAGAAGCUCCAGCAGCUCCUUGGGGUCAAUUUCUUGUGGAAAUAAACAUGCAGAGGCCAUUUCAACUGUUUCUCCUGACCAUUAUUUUCUUCAGAGUAGCUAAUGGUCAUGGAUUAGUCCCCACAGGUUUCUCUCUGGACAGCAUUGCUGGUGGCUUGGCACUUCCUUAGCACUGCUGCCUGGGGGCUCGCUUCAGCACAAAGCAUAACCUCUCUCUUGUGAUCAGAUUUGUCGGGUUGCAGCUGGAGGCCAAGCAGAGCGCUGCGCUCCAUCCCUGCUUGCAAGAAAGCACUUCUGGAAAUAAAUACAGUUGUUCACAUUGAUGUGCUAGAGAGCAUGUAUUAAAGGCAGGCAGCAGUUUCCAUGGAGAUGCGUUGUGUUCAGCAGUGAUCAGGGGGCAGUCAUCAGCAUUGCACUUUGCAGCCAUUUUCAAGCAGUAGGAGGGCUGUGGGUGAGAAGGGUAAUGACAAAGUUUUCUCUGGAGUGGGAACGCCUUGGGACUUUCUUCCCUGCUCUUCAUUCCCUGUUGUUUCUAGCAAUCCUGAAAUCCACGUGUCAGAGGUAGGUUGUGUUUUUGCAGUGGAAAUCUCCAGUGUUUCUGUAUGUAGUGUAGGAUAAGUUGCCUUUGACGAAGAAAGCUGCUGAACAGAGUGAAGUUGAGACUGGGGAGUUCCAAGCUAGGUAAACUUGGCACAGGCACUCAGUAAGGUAAUUAAUACAGUAGGGGAGAGUCUGGUACAGGAUAGAAUGAGAGUGCUAAUUGGUGAAAACAUUGUCCUCCUACUGCCAUAAGAAGUACAGAACAUGCCCAAAGACAAUGGGUUGGUGACAGACGUUGUAUGGAAGCAUAACAGCAACAGUGUCGGAAGGUUGUGAGCCUGAGAUGCUCAACCAGUGAGUGCCAGGAGAGGCUUUAACUGCGUUGGACCCAGGGUAUAUAAUGGAGUGGGUUUCACUGACUAGUUGUGCAAUUUCUCCCUUAUCAGUAGGGGGUGUGCACCUAUUACUGCAGUAAUGAAUAAACUGCUCUUGACAGAGAUCUCGGCCUGAUUAGAAA
Messenger RNA from Gallus gallus (chicken), 3909 nucleotides. It is a transcript of the gene BUD13, whose product is annotated as BUD13 homolog. Gene Ontology annotation, cellular component: RES complex; U2-type spliceosomal complex. NCBI's taxonomy places the organism in Eukaryota, Metazoa, Chordata, Aves, Galliformes, Phasianidae. Gene Ontology annotation, biological process: mRNA splicing, via spliceosome. The coding region runs from base 16 to 2010 and encodes 664 amino acids. The record is from RefSeq and is marked validated. The transcript is spliced from 12 exons. Gene Ontology annotation, molecular function: RNA binding.